GGCUGGUGUGGAGAGAGAGAGAAGAGAGAAGAGAGAGCGCAUUAAAGGCGUCUCAUCAGUUACUGAAGCAUACAUGCUCCGAAACCACCUGCGCCCUCUCCUCUUUCCGUCUCUCUUAUUUUUUUAUUGCUCCUCGGUUAAAGCAGCAGCGACAAACAACGAAAUAGUCCUGCGACCAUCUCCUCACGCACAGUGAGUGGAGACAGAGAAGGAAGAGAGUCCUCCAAGUAAAGCGAAGCAAGGUAAGGGGAGGGAAGGUGUCGAUGGAGAAAGCAGGUGAUUUGCCCUCUCUUAUUUAGCAUACGAAGAGGCGUAGGAGUCUUAUUUAGUCGUCGCAGGGAUUCCCCAGCCAUCCUCGACCAUCUCCUGUUUUGGCUUCCUACUAUAUUUGCUUCUUUAUAUAGACGAGUGUGCAUAAAGAAGAAGGGGAAGGGGGAAGAAGGGAUGGCGGCGGCGGAGGAGUUGAAGGUGGGGACGAGGGAAGGCGAGGAGGAGGAGGAGGAGGGGCAGAAGGGGGUGGACGCAGACAAGCUUAGCUAUGAGAUUUUUUCUAUUCUUGAGAGCAAAUUCCUCUUUGGAUAUGAUGACCACAAGCUCUGGCUGCCAAAGGUGCCACCUUUGCCAGGCUACUACGCCGGCGACCAGGCGACGCAGGAUGUCAGGAGCCAGAGGGGCAAGGUCUGCUUGCUCUGCAUCGACGGCGGCAGCGGCGGAUUGAGGGGAAUCUUCCCUGGAAAAGCCCUCGCCUACCUAGAGCAGACCCUCAGGUCCAAGUCCGGCGACCCCGAUGCGAGAAUCUCUGAUUACUUUGACGUCGCUGCAGGAACCGGCGUCGGGGGCGUCUUUGCCGCCAUGCUCUUCGCUACCCGCGACGGCGUCCGUCCGCUCUUUUCCGGUGACGACACUUGGCGUUUCCUCGCCGACCAUGGAGAUCGGCUUUUGGGGAAGGCGCCGCCCUCGACCCCGUCUUCUUCAUCGUCCUCCUCUGGUUUCCUCUGCGGCGUCUUCCGCGGCGGCGGGUGCGGUGGAGGGAUGUCGUCACCGACGAUUGCCAUGGAGAGGGUAAUGAAGGAGGCGUUUGGGGAGAAAUUGACUCUCCGCGACACGAUAAAGCCAGUGUUGAUCCCGUGCUACGACCUGCAGACCUCGGCGCCUCUCGUCUUCUCGCGCGCCGACGCGUUGGAGAGCCAGAGCUUCGACUUCCGGCUUUGGGAGGUCUGCCGAGCUACGUGGGCUGUGCCGGGCAACUUCGAGCCGGCGGAGAUGCGGUCAGUGGAUUGCACCACCGCAUGCAUAGGCGUUGACGGCGGCCUAGCGAUGAGCAACCCGGCUGCCGCGGCCAUCACCCACGUUCUCCACAACAAGCAGGAGUUCCCCUUCGUCCGCGGUGUCGAGGAUCUCCUUGUCCUCUCACUGGGCUGCGGCGCCGGUGGACCCUCCUCCACAAUCCCCGAAGAGGAGCAGCGCAAGGCACGGCGGUGGAGCGGCAAGGAGUGGGCGCGUCCUGUGGCUCGUAUUGCCGCCGACGGCGCUGCCGACCUCGUAGACCAAGCGGUGGCGAUGGCUUUCGGCCAGUGCCGGAACUCCAACUACGUGCGUGUUCAGGCAAAUCCUUCGACGAUGGGGAAAUGCCGAGUGGAUGUGGAUUCUGAACCAACCCCUGCAAAUUUGAAGCUCCUGCUGGGCGCUGCCGAAGAAAUGCUGAAGCAGAAGAACGUGGAGUCGCUGCUAUUCAGCGGGCGGAGGAUUGGCGAUCAAACCAACAUGGAGAAGCUGGAUUGGCUUGCGGGGGAGCUUGUGCUGGAGCACCAGCGGCGGAGCUCGAGGAUCGCCCCCACAGUUGCCUUCAAGCAAGCUCCUCACAAUUCCACCUAGAACUGCCAUGCGCGCGCGCGCCAAGAAUAAAAAAGUAAUCAUCGUUCUUCUCCCUCUUGUUUGCUGGAUCUUGCUGCUUUUUUUCAUAGCGGAUUAGCAUCGAACUCCUUAGGAUUUGAAGAGAGUCAAGGAAUUGAGGAAUGGUCCAUGACUAUGUUUGCAAGUGAUUUGUUUCUGAUUGGUCUCUGUUGAUAGUUAGUCAUUUCAGGAGCAUUCCAUCUCCUUGGGAAUGUUCAUCACCAACAACUUUUGUUUUAAUAGUCAAGAUUGUAAUAUAUAUGCAAAAGGCUUGUUGUAUGAUAUUUAUCUGAAGAAAAUUGAAUUCUCUUGCAA
Zingiber officinale is the source of this 2208-nucleotide messenger RNA. RefSeq names its product patatin-like protein 6. The record is from RefSeq and is a predicted model, not a curated record. The coding region runs from base 445 to 1875 and encodes 476 amino acids. Gene Ontology annotation, biological process: lipid metabolic process. NCBI's taxonomy places the organism in Eukaryota, Viridiplantae, Streptophyta, Magnoliopsida, Zingiberales, Zingiberaceae. The transcript is spliced from 2 exons.